Striga hermonthica is the source of this 1170-nucleotide messenger RNA. Lineage: Eukaryota; Viridiplantae; Streptophyta; Magnoliopsida; Lamiales; Orobanchaceae. The record is from the annotation of a GenBank genome assembly.
AUGGCAAAUGCUUUAGAAACAAUAAGUGGGCAAGCCUUUGGCGCGAAGCAAUAUGAAAAGCUGGGGACUCAAACACACACCGCCAUAUUCAGUCUCAUCAUCGUUUGUUUUCCUAUCUCCAUCUUGUGGACGUACAUGGGGAGCAUACUCUUAUUCAUCGGCCACGACCCUGAGAUAUCACGUGAGGCCGGAAGGUUCACUACAUGGCUUGUCCCGACCCUAUUCGGAUAUGCCACCCUACAACCCCUCAUACGCUACUAUCAGAUGCAGAGCUUGGUUUUUCCGAUUCUCGCGAGCUCCACCUUCACUCUUUGUGUUCACGUUCCCAUCUGUUGGGCGCUUGUUUACAAGACAAGAUUGGGGAAUCUCGGAGGUUCAGUUGCCAUGGGGAUCACGGUGUGGCUCAACGUCUUCAUUUUGAGCUUCUACAUGAUAUUCUCCCCUAAAUGCGCAAAAACACGAGCACCCAUUUCCAUGAAGAUAUUUGGAGGGGUGAGGGAGUUUUUCAGAUUCGCUCUUCCUUCUGCCAUUAUGAUUUGUCUCGAAUGGUGGUCGUUUGAGCUGGUCAUAUUGGUCUCGGGGCUUCUACCAAAUCCACAACUUGAAACCUCUGUGCUCUCCAUAUGCCUGGACACCAUAGCUACACUUUCUUCAGUACCAAAUGGAUUAGCUGCUGCAGCAAGCACGAGAAUAUCCAACGAAUUAGGAGCCGGGCAACCAGAAGGAGCUCGUGCUUCUGUGAUUGCUCUGAUGUUUCUUGCAGCCAUUGAUGCAAUAGUGGCAAGUGCAAGCCUCUUUGCUAGCCGACAAGUUUUUGGCUACAUUUUUAGCAGCGACAGAGAGGUUGUGGACUAUGUGACGAGUAUGGCUCCCCUCAUUUGUCUAUCUGUGAUCAUCGACACUCUCCAAGGGACCCUUUCAGGUGUUGCGACGGGCUGUGGGUGGCAGCAUAUCGGGGCAUACAUUAAUCUUUCUGCGUUUUAUCUUUUUGGGGUUCCAAUUGCGGCCGUAUUAGGUUUCUACUUAAAUUUUACAGCAAAAGGUCUGUGGGCAGGGAUACUUUGUGGCGCAACACUGCAAACAAUUAUGCUCUCCGCCUUGACUUUCUGCACAAAUUGGGAAAAACAGGCGGUCAAGGCAAGGGAGAGGUUAUUUGAAUUUGUUGAGUAA